AUGACAACGAUGUUCGUCCAACUGCGCCGUGUGGUGUACCUGUUGGUACUUCUGCAGUGCUGUGCGUGUGUGGCAUAUGCGGAAAGUGUUACGGAUCCCAUCACGCAUGAAGAAAGUGAUCCUUCAUUGUUUCUUAAAGAUAUGAUUGAGAAGAUGAAAACGGAGAGAGGUCUAAUUAACGAUGAUCUUCAUUCUUUAAGAACCAUGGAAAAUAAAUGCAGUGAAGCUUUGAAUCGUGCUAAGAAUGCAACAACUAAGGCGAAUGAAGUUAGAAAGCUUAUGGAGACCUUAUUGAAAGAAAUACGUAACCCUGAAACCCGGAGUGAAAAGGAAAGUGAAGCAAAAGAGUUGUUAAGGAAGGCAGUAGAUGCACAAAGAGAGGCCACUGAUGCCGCUGGCAAGGCGAAGUCGAUAGCUGCAACAACAGCGGGUUUGGUAAGUACAUUGCAGGAUCGUACAAUGGAAUUGCACAGCCUGGCAGAAUUCCUUAAGAACAUUGUUGACAAACACAUUAACGCAGGUGGAAGGAAGGAAUUGGUUGAAGAGUACCAGAAAGAAGCGGAUAAAGUACUUUCUUCCCUUAACGAUGACGUUAUGGACUUUAAAAGUGUCAACAAGGUUGCGGAGGAAGCCAAGAAACAGGCGGAAGUUGCCUCCUUUGAAGCAAAAAAUGUUCAAGCAUUUAUUGAUGAAAUUUUCCAAAAGUACCCAGAGAUAAAAGAAGAGGUGGAACGAGAAAGUAAAGAGGCGACUCAAACAAGCAACAAUUCGACGAAUACAGGAAGUGAAGGUAAUAAGACGCCAAACGAAAAUAAGGAGGUGGAAGGUUUACAUCCAAAUAAACAGAAUGAAGAAAAUACAAGAAACCAGAAUACCAAUACCGCACAAACUGAGACGGGAAGCCAUACAACUGCCCAACAGCAGCAGAAUGAACAGAACUCUGAGGGGCAAAAUAAUAAGGAAAGCAAAGAUGAGACACAACACAAAAAUCAGAAUCCUCAGAGCAAUCCUCCAACUGACAGUAACUCAUCUGCUACUGGAACUUCGCAAUCACAAAAUAUACCAACUAAUUCCUCUACUGCUAGUGAGACUCCGCAAUCACAAAAUAUGCCAACUAAUUCUCCUUCUUCAGCUUCAAUCCAUUUGAAUAUUACACAGUUAAGUGACAGCAGCAGCAGUCCUGCAUUGGUGCACAGUCCCUUAUUGCUGCUUCUUGUUCUGAUGUGUGUGCUGGGCUGCACUGUCGUCUGCUGA
Trypanosoma theileri is the source of this 1254-nucleotide messenger RNA. RefSeq lists its product as uncharacterized. Bases 1 to 1254 code for a protein of 417 amino acids. NCBI's taxonomy places the organism in Eukaryota, Euglenozoa, Kinetoplastea, Trypanosomatida, Trypanosomatidae. The record is from RefSeq and is a predicted model, not a curated record. The transcript has a single exon.